This is a messenger RNA of Conger conger (European conger), 2070 nucleotides long. RefSeq names its product NXPE family member 4-like. The transcript is spliced from 7 exons. Lineage: Eukaryota; Metazoa; Chordata; Actinopteri; Anguilliformes; Congridae. The record is from RefSeq and is a predicted model, not a curated record. The coding region runs from base 202 to 1674 and encodes 490 amino acids.
CCUGACAAUAAUGCUCAACUCCCAUGGGCAAGUUACCUGCGCGAAUUCCUGUUGGAAACGAAAGUUUUCCGUAGGUGAAUUAAAACCAACGAUUUCUUAGUACUUGCAUGGAAAGUGAACAAGAUGUAAUUAAAUCAACGGAAAGGUUGGGGAGAGAACAACAGUAGACCUUCCAUAAGCAGUUGGGAAUCAUUUUGGAACAUGGAGAUAUUAAAUGAGAUGCAAAGAAGGAAAUGUAUAUUCACGUCUCUGUGCGCCAUAGUGUUUUUCUUUGUGGUUGUUUCCAAACUGUACAAACGGACAUCAAUAUGGGAGCAAUUUCAGACCCCUCACCAAGCACUGAGUGUAGAAGAAGUCAUAUUAUCAUUAUCAUGGCCUCCUUCCUCCUCCAACAUAACCUCUUUCAGUAACUCUUCCAGUGCUCUGCACAGUGUGGUCAGGCUAGAGCAGCCCGGCGCCCAGUACUGUGUGGGGGACACACUGAGCGUGCUGGUGGAGAUGAGGAACUACGCGGGCCUUCCCAAAGCCCACGGUGGAGACUUCAUCCUGGCCCGGAUCCACUCUCCGGAGCUCCAGGCAGGUGCAUCGGGAGACGUCACCGACUUCCGCGACGGCACCUACCGUGUGCGCUUCCGCCUGUUUUGGCCCGGAGAGGUCCAGGUCUCUGUGCGUCUGAUCCACUCCUCUGAGACCGUUAAGAUCCUCCAGAGAGACUGGAUGCAGGACUACAAUAGGGCCAUGUACACAGGAACCUUCAUCAGAGGGGAAAAAACGGAGACGUCCCAGUGCACCCUUCGGCUGAGCUCAGACAGACCCUUGUGUGAGUACAUGAAGAAGGAGGACGGAGGGUAUUACGCCUGCUACCAGCCCCAGACUCUUUCCUGCAGCUCUCUGACCCUCCUGAGAACCUACAUACCCCCAGAUCCUCAUCUGACCGAAGUAGAAGCCCAGCUAUUAGACCAGAAAAACGCUGGAAUAGAAAUGACAAACAGCUUCGGCCCUGUGAUUGUCCUUGGUUGUACUGGUUCCUUCCUCAGUGAAGUUGCCAUUACCAGAUGUUUAAAGGGAAAGACUCUCUACCUAUUGGGUGACUCCACUGUACGUCAGUGGAUGGAGUAUUUGGAAGAAAAACUGAAAGGUCUGAUAUUGAUAAAAAAAGCGUAUAAUUCAAAGUUGGCUGUCAACGCCCAUAACGGCAUCACUGUCCGGUGGGCAAGGCAUUCUCAUCCCUGGAUUGCCUUUUACCACUUCUACAUAAAGGGAUCAGUUCACAUUCCUAAAGCACUGGACGGCAUCGCAGUUGGGGGCAGGCAGGAGGAUAUGAUAGUGGUCAUUGGAAUUGGCCAGCACUUUCGGCCCUACCCUCCAGAAGUCUUUAUCCGAAGGCUCCUGAGCAUCCGCCUGGCGAUAAUGCGCUUACAUGCCCGCAACCCUCAAGUACACAUUGUUAUAAAGCUGGAGAACAACAGGGACCUGGCCUUACAGACAAUAUGUUUAAGUAACUGGUAUGGCUAUAUGCAGAACCUGGCUCAGAGGAAGGUGUUUGAGGAUAUGAAGGUGACCCUGGUAGAUGCCUGGGACAUGUCUGUGGCCGCCAACAGUCUUGCACUCCAUCCUGAUGAAGUCAUUGUUUCUAAUCAGGUUUCUGUGGCCCUGUCAUUCUUCUGUCAUUAGGAUAGGUGCUCUCUGAAAGAUUACUCCGUAAUUGUACAGAAGCAAGGGCAGGGUAAGUUGUCACACUGCUAAUUUCUGCAAAACAAGAGGCACUAGAGUGAGAUUUAACUGUUUUUAAUAGGAUGACACCGUACAUCUCAGAUCCUUAUAAAAUACAGGUAGGAAUAGGUAGAAAGGUUAGAUAAGCAUCCCAGGAAAUGUGUGUUGUAAGAAUAUCAUUACAUCUGUGAAUAGGCCUGUACUUCAGCCAUCUUCAGUUCCUGCUUGUUUCAGCUGCUCUUCAGCCUGUAAACCCCUUUGUUGCUCUAACAAUAUGUUUUGGGUGAUUGUCUUGUUGCAUGAUGAAUUGCUGUCCAACAAGUUUGGAGGCAUUUGGUUUUAUCUGAGCAAAUAAAA